GGGGACCCCGACCGUGCUUCGUGGUAGAGCCCGCGGCGGCGAAAACCUCGCAGAGUGCGGGACUGUCCCCUGACUCGCGAUACAGACGCCGGGUCCCAGAGAGCCUGGGUUGUGCCCAGUACGUGGCCCCUGCCGGUGUCCGCUUUCUGACCUUACCGCUCGACAGACAGCUGCGCGUCCCGGAGGGCGCCGUGGAAGAGGGGCCCAGGAAGUAUCCAGAGGCUGCCUUCGCUUGCCGGAAACAUCCCCGGCACAGCUUAGAGUGCGUACGUAGAGGAGGAAGCUGGCGGGCAGAGCCCGUGGGACGUGCGGAAGGUCGUCCAGCCCCGAGCGCAAGCCACCGGCCGUGGCCGAGACCAGACGCACAGGAAUCCUCCAGAGGGUCUUUUCAGCAGCUGAACAGGAUCGUCAGGCCCAUGCUGCUGCUGGUUUGGGCACCCAAGGCUUGGCACAGGCUCUCUCCGCUCAAGCCCCAAGCCCUUCUCUGGUCCAGGGGAGACAAAGCCCUACACGUGGGAUACCGGCGCCUGUCUGGGCAGGUCCCUGGAGAGCAGAGCAGGCAGAGCCAUCCCCAGGGCCCUAGGUUUCGGACCAGGCUGCUGAUCACUGCUUUGUUUGGGGCUGGGUUGGGCGGGGCCUGGCUGGCUGCGAGGGCUGAGAAGGAGCAGCGGCGGCAGCAACAGCGGACAGAGGCCCUGCGCCAGGCAGCCGUGGGCCAGGGCGACUUCAGCCUGCUGGACCACCGGGGACAGGCUCGCUGCAAGGCCGACUUCCGGGGUCAGUGGGUACUACUGUACUUUGGGUUCACUCACUGCCCCGACAUCUGCCCAGAUGAGCUGGAGAAGCUGGUGCGCGUGGUUGAGCAGCUGGAGGCCGAGCCUGGCCUGCCCCCUGUGCAGCCUGUCUUCAUCACCGUGGACCCUGAACGGGACACCGCCGCAGCCAUGGCCCGCUACGUGCAGGACUUCCACCCGCGGCUGCUGGGCCUGACUGGUUCCGCUGAGCAGGUAGCCCAGGUGACCCGCAGCUACCGCGUGUACUACAGCGCUGGCCCUAAGGACGAGGACCAGGAUUACAUCGUGGAUCACUCCAUCGCCAUCUACCUGCUCAGCCCCGAUGGCCUCUUCACAGACUACUAUGGCCGGGCCAAAUCCGCACAGCAGAUCGCGGACAGUGUCCGGCGCCACAUGGCUGCCUUCCGCAGCGUCCUGCACUAAGCCAGAUCAUUAAAGAGGGUGUGAUGAA
Messenger RNA from Lontra canadensis (Northern American river otter), 1245 nucleotides. It is a transcript of the gene SCO2, whose product is annotated as protein SCO2 homolog, mitochondrial. The coding region runs from base 417 to 1217 and encodes 266 amino acids. The transcript has 2 exons. NCBI's taxonomy places the organism in Eukaryota, Metazoa, Chordata, Mammalia, Carnivora, Mustelidae. Gene Ontology annotation, cellular component: mitochondrial inner membrane. Gene Ontology annotation, molecular function: copper ion binding; copper chaperone activity. Gene Ontology annotation, biological process: mitochondrial respiratory chain complex IV assembly; intracellular copper ion homeostasis. The record is from RefSeq and is a predicted model, not a curated record.